AUGGGGAGGAAAACUAAGCAAAUGAGGAGAGAAGAAGCCAAGAUCAGGAAAGUAAAGCAUAAACUAAAACAAAAAGUUAAGGGGCAAGGAAGCAGGGGAAGAUAUUUCAACUUGUUUGAUUCAAAAAAUGAAGAAGAUGACCCUCAAAAACAAGAUUUACCAACCGGUGGAACAAGAAAUUCAAAUAUUAAGAAAACUUUGCCACAGGUUGUACUGGAUAUACCGUUAGUUGUUAUAGCCCAAGUAGUUUCAGACAUAAAAGAAAUUGAAAAUCUGGCUGAAAAAGAGACAAUUCCUUUAAAUUCAGCACAGUCUUUUCAAAAAAAAAUCCUAGAUAAGCGUGAGUCUCCACCAAGUGGCUGGAUGUUGGGUGGAUUAAAGCGCACGCCAAUGAAAACUUCUGAAUUCAUACCCUUAGAAACUAAACGUCAAAAAAAAUCGACACAAAAAAAAUCUAAUUGGCCUGUCAGGUCACACAUACCAGUUGAAACAAAAGACAAACCUACACCAAUUGAAGGUCUUGACUUUAUUUCAUUUAAAUCUGAAACAAAAUGCUUAAGCCGUUCUGAAUCCCCACCGCCUAAGCAGAAUGAUACGAAGCCUUCACCAGCAAAAUGUUCUGAUUUUAUAUCUUUUAAAACUGAAGACACCGUAGAGGUUCCAUUCAUAAAAAUUGAGAAUAAUGGGGAAUCUGCCAAUGAACCUAGCCCUUCCACAUCAACAUGUACAAGUAUUGAUAUCACAACAACAAAUUUCAUUAAAAUAAAAGACGGUCUAUCUGGCGAAACAACAAAAACAAUGUUACCCAAAUUUAAAAAUGAAGAUAUCAAAACUGAUGUUAUUUUAGUUGAAACUGAAUCAGAUGAGGUGAAAUGUCUUCCAAACAGACAACUACUCUUAAGAGGUGGCGAACACUACAAAUAUGGAUAUGAAGACAUUAUAACAGGGACAUUUGAAGAAAAAUUAGAUGAAAGCCUUGAUAAAAGUGCAUCUAUUUGUACAAAAACAAAAGGAAAUGAUUGCUUGAGUAUUGCUUUACAUGAGGAAUUUCAGGAUAUGAUCACAAGACCACAAUUUAAAGAGAUUAUGGUGUUCCGUGAGCGACUGCCCACAUUUAAGAGGUCUGCAGAACUUCUAGAUGUAAUCAAUAAUAACCAGGUGGUUGUGAUAAGUGGUGAAACAGGUUGUGGCAAAUCAACACAGGUGCCACAGAUUAUCCUAGACAAUGCCCUAUGCCAAAACCAAGGUGCCUAUAUCCACAUAUUAGUGACACAGCCUAGAAGAAUAGCUGCUUCCUCAUUAGCCAGCAGGGUUGCCCAGGAAAGGGCUGAGAAAUUGGGCAAUUCUGUUGGAUAUGCCGUGCGAUUAGAGAAAUCAGAUUGCAGGCCUCGUGGGAGCAUCAAGUAUGUGACUACUGGCAUACUCCUCGCUGACUUGGAAGUAAAUCAGGGUUUAACUAACUUCAGCCAUAUCAUAUUGGAUGAGGCUCACGAGCGGAACAGCCAUUUGGAUUUAUCUAUGUGCAUGUUGAAACAGGUACUUGCAAAACGUCGCGACUUAAAACUUAUCCUGAUGAGCGCAACGAUCGACAGUUGCCGCUUACGCACUUACUUUGGCAACUGUCCCGUCAUUCACAUUGAAGGCCUGGCAUACCCAGUGAAAGAUUUUUACAUGGAGGAUGUUUUGACCAUGACGGGAUACAGACUGCCGCCAGUCCAGCAUGCUAGUAACGAAAAAGACAAGAAUAUGAAUCAAAAGAAAUCGGGCCUAACUAAGGAGGAAAAAGAUAUGAAGUAUAAAGCUGAAAUCGAUCCCUGGCUGCGGAGCUUCAACGGUAGAUUGGAUAAAGAUAUAUAUACCACACUCCAAGAUCGAAGAAUCGAAAAAUUAAACUUCGAUUUAAUUAUCGACCUUCUAGUCCAUAUAUCUAGGAGUCCGCCAGGUGCCGUGCUAGUAUUUUUACCCGGCAUCAGCGAUAUAUUCAAAUUAUUGCGAAUGAUGAACGAAAGUGAGAUGUUCCCUCAAUCAAACUAUCAAAUUUACCCAUUGCAUUCUAAAUUGCCUACAAUAGACCAGCAUAAGAUAUUCAAGAGGCCACCACGCCACAUUAGGAAAAUAAUAAUAGCUACGAAUAUAGCAGAAACGUCUAUAACUAUAGACGAUAUAGUGUAUGUUGUGGACUGUGGCAGAGUGAAAUUGAAAGGGAUGGAUGUGGAACGCAACAUUUCGACGCUAGACACUGAAUUUGAGUCCAAAGCAAAUUUAAUGCAAAGACGUGGCCGUGCAGGUCGUUGCCAACCAGGCAUCGCAUAUCACUUGAUAACAUCAUACCGCUCACAAAACAUCCCAGACCGUCUCUUACCAGAACUACAGCGAUGCAACUUGCUCGAGCCGGUGUUGGAGAUUAAGAAACUGCGCCUGGGCAAUGCGCUAGACGCGUUGAAAUUAGUACCGGAUCCACCAGCGAAUAUUACCGUGGAAAAUGCUGUGAGACACUUGCAAAAGUUAGGUGCUCUAGAUGACGAAGAGCGGCUUACUCCUCUGGGCUGGCACCUCGCGCGGCUGCCGGUGCAUCCAGCGGCCGGGAAACUGCUUUUAUUCGGCGCACUCUUUGGUUGUCUCGACCGCGCCGCCUCCGUCGCUGCCGUCUGGGGCUUCAAGGACCCCUUCAAUCUAGUUAUUGGCAAGGAACAAGAAGUAAACCAGGCAAAGCGCAACUUGGCUCUAGGAGAACCAAGCGACCAUGUUGCUAUAUCAGAGGCUAUUAUACAAUGGGAACAGUUAGAUCGUGAAAAUCAGAGUCGGUUCGCUUUUGAACAUUUCCUCUCGGAGAACACACUGAGACUGCUGUCGCAGAUGAAAGGCCAGCUGUGUGGUAGUCUGCGUCAAAUGGGGUUCUUGGCGUCGAAGAAUGUUCGCGUGUCGUGGGAGAAUCGAAACGCGGAUAAUCUGUAUAUUUUCAAAGCGAUUGUAGCUGCGGCGCUGUAUCCUAAUAUUGCUAUUGUUAGAUGGACAAACCUGCAGAACCCGAGUAAACAAACCAGACUUAACGUAUUAACACCAGAAGAUGGGACAGUCCAUUUGCAUCCAAGCAGUAUGAUGAUCGUUCCACAACGAGGCCCCAACGUUGGCCCUAUAGUACCGCUGUGUAACAAGCCCGGGGCCAAUUGGUUGGUGUAUUGGAUGAAACAGAAAUCUUCGGAAUUGUUCCUCUUCGAAGUUACGUUGGUGUUCACUUUACCUUUGUUGUUGUUUGGGGAGUUGGCGGUUAGCGAAGUGGAACAUUCUCCCGAAGAGUGCUACUUGUCAGCGUCGACGGUGAAAGUUCGCUGUCUGAAAGGAACAGCUGACGUCAUCUUCCGGCUGAGGACUUUGCUGGACCAGGUCCUGGCUUCCAUGGUGAAGGAGACCAGCGAUAGGUCUACACGUUAUAGUGAAUUUGAUAAUUUAGUUUUUAAGGCUGUGAUAGAUCUCAUGACAUUAGAAGAUGAGAGACCAGAGGGCUUGGAGGACGAAUUCUCAGAUUCAGAUAGCUCUGAUUGUGAAGUUGUACGCGACAUCAAGCCUGAAGAUCGUUACCCUAUUAUUGUUAUUGAUUAAAUGUGUUUAAAUAUUUU
This is a messenger RNA of Cydia amplana, 3617 nucleotides long. RefSeq names its product ATP-dependent DNA/RNA helicase DHX36-like. Gene Ontology annotation, cellular component: cytoplasm; intracellular anatomical structure. NCBI's taxonomy places the organism in Eukaryota, Metazoa, Arthropoda, Insecta, Lepidoptera, Tortricidae. Gene Ontology annotation, molecular function: DNA helicase activity; RNA helicase activity; ATP binding. Bases 1 to 3600 code for a protein of 1199 amino acids. The transcript has 12 exons. The record is from RefSeq and is a predicted model, not a curated record.